AUGGGAGCCUCGGCUGCAAGAGCAUCCUGGGUACAAAAGCACAAGUCUUCUGGACGGAUCUCCGACACCAUAUCGACAGUACAAAAUGUCGCCUCGCACCGGCAGGACGGCUUGAUAUCUCAUCUGCCAAUGCAGGUGGAUCAAUCUUGGGUACUCACUGAAGCAUUCUAUGGGAAGUUUCUUGCAUACUUCUCCUCCGGCGGGGAAUCUCGCGACUUGAGAAAUCGAUUGACGUGGCUGCAUGAACUCCCAACUCUAUCGACUGAUGGCACCAAUACUGCACUCGCCCUCGCAAUCCGAGCUUCAGCAUCAAUAUAUUGUGGAGCGGAAUCCUCAAGUAUCCCCUUGCAGCAGAAGGCUUUCAAGUUGUAUGGGCAAGCAUUGGCGACACAUGCUAAGAUACUCAGAUCCAAUCCCAAAUUGAUCACCGUCCACAUGAUCUCUACUAGUGUUAUGCUGAGCCUGUUCGAGGCAAUGCAAGCGACAACAGCGGAUGCAUAUCGAUCGCACAUCUAUGGUGCAGCAAGAUUGAUAGAACUCACGACACCAGGGCAGUGUGUCUUCGGUGUUUUGUGCCAAUUGUUCUUUCAUAUCAGGACCCAAAUGGCGUUCAUCUACCUAACAACAGCAAAGCAUCAUUCAAUGCCUGUCACUAGAAUUCUCACCGAGACAUUGAGCUACCAGGAUGUUCCGGUUAUACAGCGCUUGAUGUCGCAUAUCGCCGCAUUAGCGCAAAUGUUUCACAAAAAUACAUCAAUAACCGCCCUUGAACAUUGCCUUGAGCUUGAGACAUAUCAGCGUGUCAAAAUGGGAGUGGAAGCUCUUUGGACUGAAUAUUCUUGGCAAGCAUUGUCAAGCAACGAGCAGCUUUCAUACGUCAUUGAUACUGGCGAGAAUGUAUACCGGGAUUCUUUUACAGCACUCACAGUUGCCUAUUUCGCCUGUGCAGAGAUUCUAUUCCGCAUAUUGGCACCACGACUGUCGCAACCGUAUGAGGACUCGAGAGAUCCUUAUACCGCUAUAAUAGCCUGCGCACACUAUCUAGACCCCUGUAACAUCGGAUUCGCAUUCAUGAGAAUGGCGACGCCUCUAUAUCUUGUCGCCUUAUAUAGUCCAAAGGAAGAACAGCGUUCAGAAGCCAUCAAUGUCUUUCAAAGUUGGGAGAACGGCCAUAUGUCAGGUAUCAGCGCCCUGGCGCUCGAAACCAUCCGCAUACGAACUUCACAAGGCAACAGAUCAAAUACAUGA
Aaosphaeria arxii CBS 175.79 is the source of this 1248-nucleotide messenger RNA. RefSeq lists its product as uncharacterized. The record is from RefSeq and is a predicted model, not a curated record. NCBI's taxonomy places the organism in Eukaryota, Fungi, Ascomycota, Dothideomycetes, Pleosporales. Bases 1 to 1248 code for a protein of 415 amino acids. The transcript has a single exon.